UCAAACACAAUUACAAAUUGUCACAGCAAAAGUCGUGAAAUCGAGUUUGCCCUUCGUUUUUAUUUUUGUUAAUUAUUUUAUUACUCGGUCUUCAGUAGGCCACUUGUUAUUCGUGUAUACUCAUUGCUGUAUAUUCAAUGUAAAACCGCAAAAAAUCUCAUUGUUAGUAAUCUCAAAGAUAUUAAAUAUUGAACUUGGCGAACUGUGUUUACCAUUCCGCGGCAAAAUGUGCGAUAGAACUUUCCAAACAAAUAAAAGGAUCGGCGUCUGGAUAUCAGAUAAGAAGAGCCAGAAAUUGAAUUGGAAAGAACUUAUAAAAUCUUGUAAGACUCAUGGAUAUACACUGAUAAAGAUGGAUCUGGAUCGCCCUUUAGAAGAGCAAGAGCGGAUUGAUGUGUUUCUGCACAAGUUGACUGACAUCCUGGCUGCGGCUGACCAAGGUGAUCAAAAGGCAAGGAAUAUCAUCAGCCAUGUGGAACAGUACUUGUCGAACCAUCCCAAUAUUACUGUCAUUGAUCCAUUGGAUAAUGUCAGAAUACUUUUGAACAGAUACAGCUACUACACAAUCUUAGACAACGAGCCGACAUUUAAAAAGAAUGGCAUCUUCACUCCUACUUUUGCGGAGUUCACCACAAACAAUAUUGCAGCCAACAUCGAGAUACUAAGGCAACGAGGUGUUCGGUUCCCUAUAAUCUGCAAGCCGUCGGUAGCCCAUGGCUCUAAACUAGCUCACGAGAUGAUAGCAAUAUUCAAUGAGAGGGGUCUUCGGGUGUGUAAACCACCGUGUGUGGUGCAAAGUUUCGUGAACCACAAUGCCGUACUACAUAAGGUGUUCGUCGUUGGGAACAGGUAUCACAUCUGCAAGCGACCAAGCCUGAAAAACUUCUAUCCGUCUGAGGAUCUCGACCCCAUAUUCUACAGCACAGGAGAGGUAUGUAAAGCAGAUAGCCAAUCAACACUGUCCAUUCUAGACCCCCACGAUCAGUCCGAUUGUAAAACGAAGCUUAACGAAGAGAAAAUCAGGCAUAUAAUACGAGUGCUGCAAACGGAAAUUGGUUUACUGCUGGCUGGUUUUGACGUUGUGAUCGAUAAUGUGACGGGGGAUCAUGCGGUGAUCGAUAUAAAUGUGUAUCCGAGUUACGACAACUUUCCGAACUUUUUUGAGCAUUUACUGGACUGCAUAGAUUCUACAGUGAAUCGACGAAACGGCGACGGAAACAUUCAUGAGGUUUCGAACGUUUACGAUGAUUUCGUCCGGAAUCACAGGCCUAAUGGAUUGAUAAAUGUGGGGAUGCCGUUGAACAAGUGCGAUGUGAUAGGCAUGAAUAUUAAUUGAUUAGGGAUGUUUGUACCAAAUUAUUAUAAUAUUACUGGUACUUAUGGUCGUAAGGUUAUAUUUUUAUGAUAUUUAUUUAACUGAUAUUAAUCAUAGUUGCAUUCCAUGUUUACUUAAAAAUGGCUAAAUGUAUCAGUGUGUAUAGUUUCGUUUUUCAGUAAUAUACCUAAUCAAAGCGUGUUGUAAAGCUUCAAUUAAAUUGAUAUGCGCAUUACAUAAAAGAAAUUGGCUGUGGCCAUCUAUAAUUAUAAACAAUCCUUGAAAUUAAUAAUAUGCUAUAAAAUAUGCACUAUAUUAUAUAGACUUUUAGUUUUACAUAGUAAUAAGUAUAAUAACUUUUUUAUAAAUUGUUGAUAAAGUUAAACCAAGUUACAUAUUGUGCACUUAACUUCUUAAUACUUAUACAUGUUUAUAAAUACUUCCUCAAAUAAGAGGACAUAUUUGAUAGCAUAAAGACUGAUGGAUGUAAAAAACUAAAAUUUUGAUUGGCCCAUUGAUUUAGCAUAUAGUUUGAAAGGCCAAAUUAGCUUAUUUUUAAAGUUGGAAAGUUACGUUAUGGAUGUUAUGACUAAAUUUUUAAAUGAAAUGAUGAUUAUGUAUCUAUCGGAAUCUCAUAUUGAGAGAAUCUUUUGAUAUUAUGGUAUCGUUAUUUACAAUCAUAUUUCUCAUGACGAGUCUGGAUUGAUGAAUCGAUUGCAUGAUGGAGCUGAAGGUAUCACGUUUACCUACAUGAUAAGAGUAUGGUUGGCUCACUCGCAUGUAAAUAGGCAAUCGUCCCAUUCCUCUGGUUUGCUGUUAUUGAUUGAUAGAGCCAAUGCAAUAUUUGUAAGCAAUAACCAUUUUGUUGGUGAAAAUUCUGUUAUUUUUUUCUCUGUAUAUUUUAUUUUUAAACUGUAUACAUAAGUAUGUAUCAAAUUAUUCUACUACUACAGACAUCAAUUUGUUCGAUAAUUUUGAUUCCGCUAACUAGGUUCUUACUUAUUAGAUUUUUGUUACGUUUAGCUUAGAUAUUAUGAACUGUAAAAUUUUAUCCAGGUAGAACAGACACUAUAAGUGCCAAUUGAAACACCAAUUAGAUAGUUUUACACUGCCAAUAUAUAAAAUAAUUAUAUUAUAAGAGCCUAUUUCUAUAA
This is a messenger RNA of Plutella xylostella (diamondback moth), 2469 nucleotides long. RefSeq names its product inositol-tetrakisphosphate 1-kinase. Gene Ontology annotation, cellular component: cytoplasm. NCBI's taxonomy places the organism in Eukaryota, Metazoa, Arthropoda, Insecta, Lepidoptera, Plutellidae. Gene Ontology annotation, molecular function: ATP binding; inositol-1,3,4-trisphosphate 5-kinase activity; inositol-1,3,4-trisphosphate 6-kinase activity. The record is from RefSeq and is a predicted model, not a curated record. Gene Ontology annotation, biological process: inositol trisphosphate metabolic process.